CUCUGACUGUUCACUACUUCUUCCACUCUUCUUUCUUCGUCUUGUCGUUGCUCCCCUGUUGUCAUUUUCAGGGUUUCCGUAAUAUUAUUAGUAUUAUUAUUAUUCCUUUCUUGCAACAUGGGCUCCGUGCUACCUGCAGACGCUCUGGCUCUCAAGGCUGGAUUUAAGUGUCCGCCCGGCAGCCGCUCGCUGUCGGACGUGAUCACCUCGGACAUCCUGCACAGUUUUCUGUACGGCAGGUGGAGGAACGUGCUGGGAGAACACCUGGCGGAGGAGCGGCACAGCGGCGGCGGCAGCGGCAGCAGCCCCAAGACCGCCUUCACCGCCGAGGUCCUGGCUCAGUCCUUCGUUGGAGAGGUGCAGAAGCUGUCCAGUCUGGUGCUGCCCAGUGAGGUGAUCAUCGCACAAAGCUCCAUCCCCGGAGAAGGUCUGGGCAUCUUCUCAAAAACCUGGAUCAAAGCAGGGACCGAGAUGGGCCCCUUCACGGGCAGAGUCCUGUCCCCCGAGCACGUGGACCUGCUCAAGAACAACAACCUCAUGUGGGAGGUGUUCAAUGAGGACGGCACUGUGCGCUACUUUAUAGACGCCAGUCAGGAGGACCAGCGCAGCUGGAUGACAUACAUCAAGUGCGCCCGCAACGAGCAGGAGCAAAACCUGGAGGUGGUGCAGAUCGGCAGCAGUAUCUUCUACAAAGCUGUGGAGACAAUCCCACCAGACCAAGAGCUUCUCGUGUGGUAUGGAAACACACAUAACACAUUCCUGGGAAUCCCGGGGGUCCCGGGCGCAGAGGAGGAACACCAGAAGAAGAACAGGAAUGAUGACUCCCACUCAUGUGAAAGCACCUCCUCAUCCUCCCCAUCCUCCUCCACCAGCACCACCACGGGCCGCAUGCGCUGCGUCAUCUGCCACCGUGGCUUCAACUCGCGCAGCAACCUGCGCUCUCACAUGCGCAUCCACACUCUGGACAAACCCUUCGUGUGCCGCUUCUGCAACCGCCGCUUCAGCCAGUCGUCCACGCUCCGGAAUCACGUCCGCCUGCACACCGGUGAACGGCCCUACAAAUGCCACGUAUGCCAGAGCGCCUAUUCGCAGCUGGCGGGCCUGAGGGCGCACCAGAAGAGCGCACGGCACAAGCCAGUGGCGGCCGGAGCCGACGUGGCCUCCCAGGUGUCUCCUCCACCCCCACAGAUGACCACGCUGAGCCACCAGCACCAGAUGCCCCUGGUGCACCACAUCCCCACCAUGGUACUAUGAUGACAGACACUCGAAGGGACAAAACAACGUUGCACUUUAGUUUAGAGCUGCGGUGGAGAAGAGAAAGGAGCUCCUUCACGAGUUUUUAAUGUGAACUCGGAGAGACGUGGCAGGUUGUUGCCUUACUUGCAGUUUUUGCUCGUUUCAGUCUCGUUUACUUCUCUGUAUAUUCUUAUAUCUGGACAAGUGAGACUUUUAUGUUUUUCAUAUUUUUGCAUCCACUUUCUUUCCCACAACAAACUCAUUGCCUCAGGUGAAUAGUCUCAAACAGCAGUAAGAGGUGUGUAUGUAUCAGUGUACAUUGUUUCAGGUGUAUCGUUCCACACUGUAAACUCAAAUUGCCACUUUAACCUUGUACAGACUGUAUACUAUUGAGAAAUGUGUAAUUCCAAAGUUGUAUACAUGUGAAUGUAAAU
Molecule: messenger RNA, 1670 nt
Organism: Sphaeramia orbicularis (orbiculate cardinalfish)
Lineage: Eukaryota; Metazoa; Chordata; Actinopteri; Kurtiformes; Apogonidae
Gene: prdm12a
Product: PR domain containing 12a
Exons: 5
Coding region: 118-1254 (378 amino acids)
Biological process (GO): neurogenesis; regulation of gene expression
Cellular component (GO): nucleus
Molecular function (GO): histone methyltransferase binding
Source: RefSeq, a predicted model, not a curated record